AUUUACAGGAGGUGAGCAUGAAGUGGCCAAUGGGAAAAUUCUAGGAGGUAUUGGGACUCAUGAAGAUUCUGUUUCGGAGCCCUUGAGCUGCCGUUUGGCCAGUUCCCACACUGUGGAGUAUGCUUUCGUUUUUAACAAAUCCCAGCUCUUGUUCUUUUGUUGCUUCAUUCUUUCUUUGCUUUGCUGGGCGUUUUGUCUAAUUCUUUGUUCAAAACGCCAGUAACCUGGACAGCUUGCAGUCAAGACCCCCUACCGGUGACACUUGCGCUCUUCGGGGAGGUAAACAGCAUUUCCUCUCAGCUCUGGGUUGGAAAAAGCUGCAGCAGCUGAUGGGCCCGGGAACCCGAGGCCCCGCCCCCUAGGUGGUCCUAGCCUUUGCGCGUGCGCGGCGUGUCUGCGUGGGCGCAUGCGCAUAACGGCCGCCAUCUUAACAGCGCGUUCCCGUUGGCGUCUGAGGAACAGCAUCUCUGCCUUCCUGUUCACGGUGACCUUCGCUUGGUGUCCUCCUGGUCUCAGCAACCUGACAAUUCUGUCGUGUCGCGAUCAUCUUUCUCAAGAUGUUUUCUGUCUUCAUGAGUCAGAAUUUGAAGAGGAAAGGAUGGUGGCUGGGUGGUUGACAAAUUACUCUCAGGACUCAGUGACCUUUGAGGAUGUGGCUGUGGACUUCACCCAGGAGGAGUGGACUUUGCUGGAUCAAACUCAGAGAAACUUAUACAGAGAUGUGAUGCUGGAGAACUAUAAGAAUCUAGUUGCAGUAGAUUGGGAGAGUCAUAUUAAUACCAAAUGGUCAGCACCUCAGCAGAAUUUUUUGCAGGGGAAAACAUCCAGUGUGGUGGAAAUGGAGAGAAACCAUUUUGGAGAGGAACUGUUUGACUUUAACCAAUGUGAAAAAGCCUUGAGUGAACACUCAUGCCUUAAGACUCACAGGAGAACUUACUUUAGAAAGAAAACCUGUGAGUGUAAUCAAUGUGAAAAAGCCUUCAGAAAACCCUCUAUCUUACACAAGAAAACUGAUAUCGGAGAGGAACUUCCUAACUGUAAUCAAUGUGACACAGCCUUCAGCCAACAUCUACAUCUUGUUUGCAAGAAAACUAGCCAAAAUCUACAUCUUGUUUGCAAGAAAACUCACACUCAAGAGAAACCAUAUAAAUGCAGUGACUGUGAAAAAGGCUUACCUUCCUCCUCACACCUCAGAGAAUGUGUAAGAAUUUAUGGUGGAGAGAGACCAUAUACUCAUAAGGAGUAUGUCAAAACCUUUUCUCAUUCUACAGCCCUUUUUGUACACAUGCAAACUCAAGAUGGAGAAAAAUUCUGUGAAUGUAAAGCAUGUGGGAAACCCUUCACUGAGUCUUCAUAUCUUACUCAACAUUUAAGAACUCAUAGUAGAGUGUUACCUAUAGAACAUAAGAAAUUUGGCAAAGCCUUUGCUUUUUCCCCAGAUCUUGCUAAACAUAUAAGACAUAGAACUAGAGGAAAACACUAUGUUUGUAAUGAAUGUGGCAAAGAAUUUACUUGUUUCUCAAAACUCAACAUUCACAUAAGGGUUCACACUGGAGAAAAACCGUAUGAGUGCAACAAAUGUGGGAAAGCCUUCACUGAUUCAUCAGGUCUUAUAAAACACAGGCGAACUCACACUGGAGAAAAGCCUUAUGAAUGUAAGGAAUGUGGGAAAGCUUUUGCUAACUCUUCACAUCUUACUGUACAUAUGAGAACUCACACUGGUGAGAAGCCUUAUCAAUGUAAGGAAUGUGGAAAAGCCUUUAUUAAUUCCUCUUGCUUUAAAAGUCACAUGCAGACUCAUCCCGGUGUAAAACCCUAUGACUGUCAACAGUGUGGGAAAGCCUUCAUUCGAUCCUCAUUUCUUAUUCGACAUUUGAGAAGUCACAGUGCAGAAAGGCCUUUUGAAUGUGAGGAAUGUGGGAAAGCCUUUAGAUACUCCUCGCACCUUAGUCAACAUAAAAGAAUACAUACAGGGGAGAGGCCAUAUAAAUGUCAAAAGUGUGGGCAAGCCUUCAGUAUCUCAUCAGGCCUUACAGUACACAUGAGAACUCACACUGGUGAACGGCCCUUUGAAUGUCAGGAAUGUGGGAAAGCCUUUACUCGGUCCACAUAUCUUAUUUGACAUCUAAGAAGUCAUAGUGUGGAGAAACCAUAUAAGGAAUGUGGGCAAACCUUUAGUAAUUCCUCAUGCCUUACUGAAUGUGUGUGAAUUGGGGCUGAUACUUGGAAAGAAUGUGGUAAAGCCACUACCUCACACUUACUGAACAUGUACUCAUUCAUAGUGGCAAUGUACACAGUCAUAAGGAAUGUGGGAAGCCUUCCUUGGUGUCUCAGAUCU
Pan troglodytes (chimpanzee) is the source of this 2338-nucleotide messenger RNA. RefSeq names its product zinc finger protein 559 (gene ZNF559). The record is from RefSeq and is a predicted model, not a curated record. NCBI's taxonomy places the organism in Eukaryota, Metazoa, Chordata, Mammalia, Primates, Hominidae. Gene Ontology annotation, molecular function: DNA-binding transcription factor activity; RNA polymerase II cis-regulatory region sequence-specific DNA binding. Gene Ontology annotation, biological process: regulation of transcription by RNA polymerase II.